Stereum hirsutum FP-91666 SS1 is the source of this 1851-nucleotide messenger RNA. RefSeq names its product PLP-dependent transferase. The record is from RefSeq and is a predicted model, not a curated record. The transcript is spliced from 5 exons. Gene Ontology annotation, molecular function: cystathionine gamma-synthase activity; pyridoxal phosphate binding. Gene Ontology annotation, biological process: transsulfuration. Lineage: Eukaryota; Fungi; Basidiomycota; Agaricomycetes; Russulales; Stereaceae. Bases 1 to 1851 code for a protein of 616 amino acids.
AUGAACGCUGCGAACUAUCCUCUUGGUAAUCCGGUUCCGUUUAUCGAACAUGCUAUCUCAGUUUCUCUGCCAAGAUGGCAGGAUGUUGUGGGGUACGAAGAAAACUCUUCAGAGGUCGUUGACAAGAUGCAGACUGGGUAUCCUCGCUUCUUCAUUCAUAAGAGUAUCGAGAAGCUCGCCGCUAUCAUUGAGCAUAAAUCUGGCGCCACUACGGAACGCGCUAUGCUGUUUCCUUCUUUCGCAGUGGCCGAAGCAUGUCGGGCCUAUCUCGCAAUACGCUCUGUUUCCGCUCACAUCGUUCCCCAAACACCGCUCCCUUCGCCUACUUCCAUGACCACGCACGUUUUCACCGUAUUAUUUCCUCGGGACUCCUUUCCUGUAGCGAAACUGUUUUGGCAGCAUACAGGGCUAGGUAUCUCCAGCCGUUUUGCAGAACAUUAUCUUCGUAUCCUGCCGUCCUCUCCGGUAUCGAGCAAAUCACUCCAAUCGCGCGGGCUCAAAGCGGUGACAGGGAACAAGCACUAUGGCUCGAAACCGACACGGUCUCAUGUGGCACUGUCAAUUGCUUCCCCGUCGCUAACAAAUGCACACGAACCCCCUACGCAGUCGGCCUACGAAGAGGACUUUGGCAGAGAUCAGGCAGUGUUUUUCGAAGAACGUUACGGGCGCAACUUAGAUCUCUCCUCUGCAGCUCAUGCGAAAAUUGCCCUACGCCGGCGCAUCGCUGGAAUGCUCGUAGCUGGCGAGGAGUCUGGUGAAGACGAUGAAGUAGAGAUCGCCAAUGGACAAGACAUGCGGGGAGCUCCUGUUACGGAUGACGAUGUGUAUCUGUACCCUACGGGCAUGUCGGCAAUAUGGUCCUCGCAUCAACUUGCCUUGCAGACUCUCGGCGAGAGGAAAAGCGUUUGCUUUGGAUUUCCUUACGGCGAUACAUUGAAAGUUUUGGAGAAAUGGGGGCCAGGCGUCUACCACUUGGGCCAUGGCACCGACGCCUCUAUCGAUGAGCUCGAAACGAUUCUAUCCAGGCAAUUCUCUCUUGAUCCAUCGAAGCCUCCGGUCCUCGCACUCUUUACCGAAUUCCCCUCAAACCCUCUAUUACGGUCGGCAAACCUGCCGAGGCUCCGCAAGCUCGCCGACAAGUACGACUUUCUGCUUGUCAUUGACGACACACUGGGGAACUUCAUGAACGUGAAAGUUCUACCUUUCGCCGACAUUGUCGUGACCAGUCUCGCAAAGCUUUUUAGCGGCGACGCGAAUGUUAUGGGAGGAAGCUUGGUCUUGAACCCCUCGAGAAGGCAUUACAUCGCAUUGAAAGCGCAGCUGAAAAGCUCCUAUGAAGACACCUACUUUGACGAAGACGCCAUAUUCAUGGAGCGAAACUCGAGGAACUUCGCUAAAAGAGUCCCGCUCGUUGAUGAUAAUGCUGCUGCCGUCUGCGAGUACCUCCAUUCUACGGUCUCCAGCACUUCUGUAAUCACCGAAGUGUACUAUCCGAAGUACAUGACACCGUCCAACUACGAUGCCUGUCGCGUCAGACCGUCAGCCGGGUACGGUGGAUUAUUCUCCGUGGCCUUCGCUUCUUUGCAUGCGUCUCGGGCCUUCUUCGACAAUCUCCAAUGUUACAAAGGUCCAUCGUUAGGGACCAACUUCACUCUUGCCUGUCCGUUCACUAUCCUCGUCCACUACGCUGAAUUGGACUGGGCUGCCUCUUGGGGUGUUCCAGAGGGUCUGGUGAGGGUCAGUGUAGGACUGGAAGAUAGGGACCACCUGAUGCAGAUCUUCCGCGACGCUCUGGAGGCUGCAGAGCAGGCCCAACGCGAACAUCUGCUUUUGUCCGCCACCGCCACUUAA